Messenger RNA from Meleagris gallopavo (turkey), 477 nucleotides. The record is from RefSeq and is a predicted model, not a curated record. NCBI's taxonomy places the organism in Eukaryota, Metazoa, Chordata, Aves, Galliformes, Phasianidae.
UCAUCAUCAUCAUCACUAUCAUCACCACCACCAUCAUUAUCCUCACCAUCAUCCUCACCAUCAUCAUCAUCAUCAUCAUCAUCCUCACCAUCAUCCUCACCAACCUCACCAUCAUCAUCACCAUCAUCACCACCACCAUCAUCAUCCUCACCAUCAUCCUCACCAUCACCAUCAUCAUCACCAUCCUCACCAUCAUCCUAUCCAUCCUCACCAUCAUCACCAUCCUCACCAUCAUCCUCACCAUCAUCCUCACCAUCAUCACCAUCCUCACCAUCAUCAUCAUCAUCAUCCUCACCAUCAUCCUCACCAUCAUCACCAUCCUCACCAUCAUCAUCCUCACCAUCCUCACCAUCAUCCUCACCAUCCUCAUCAUCAUCCUCACCAUCAUCCUCACCAUCAUCACCAUCCUCACCAUCCUCACCAUCAUCCUCACCAUCAUCCUCACCAUCAUCACCAUCCUCACCAUCAUCAUCAUCA